AUCAAAACGGCCAGCAGCAGCAACCAUCAUCAUCAGUAAAUCGCAGUCGGUAGCAGCGGAGCAGUGAAAUUUGGUUAAAAUAAAACCGCAGAAAAUCGAAACUUCAUUCAAUUGUUUCGUUUUGGACUGGCGAGUUUACUGCGGAACACCGACGACCAUCAUCUCAAACAGAAGCCCAUCCGCACGGAAGCUGUAGUUGGCGUUGUCCUUCGGUAAAAACAGUGCAACGGCAUCAUCUGUAAGUGCCCAAUAUUGGAACAUACCCAAACAAGAUGGAUGCGAUGAGCCUGAGCCUUGAUGACAUUAUCAAAAAGAAAGCCAUCGGAAAGCGGCCGAAACCAACUGGUGGUGCAGUCGGUGGAAAGAAAACUCCAACCAAAGUGGGUCGUAAUGGUGCCGUCAGUGGACGAAUCGGUAAAAAGCCCCUGGCCAGUCCGAACGGGCGUCGUAAGCCGGCAGUAGCAGGAAAACCCCGAUCCGGAGGAAUCGCAAAACCCGCAAGAGUUCCGGUGGUUGUUGAUGCGCGGAUGAAAAUCAUUCAAAAGAAGCGAGCGCAAAUCCGCGACGCCCGAGAUAAAUUGGUGGAGAUUGCGAGAAAUAGUGGCGAUGCCCGGUUGCGGUUGCUCAAACGCAAGGGAAAGGUUCCGCCGGGGAAUGGCAUUCUGAAGAAGAGAACCAGCAGCGAGCAUUCCAGGGGAAAAGAGUAUGAUGAUGAAAUGGAAGUGGAUUACGAAAUGGAUAUGCGUCGCCCUAUGAGACCACUGAAGCGAACCGUUCGAAAUGAAAUGUUUACAGUACCCAGUACGAUGCCACCAUUGCCAACAUUCAGCCGUAAUGUUCGCAAUUCGCCGCCUCCGACAUCAUCCUCAUCGUGGAACAGCGAUCCGUUCGAUUGCUACGAAGUGCACACAAGCCGUCCGACCUUGUCGUCGAAAGCGCCGCCCCCUCCGGCCCCUGUUCCACGGUACGAUGACAUUCCGCCAAGACGUGGAACAACGCGGGUUCGGUCUCCGCCUCCGCACCCGAUGUAUGCCGAGGACCGACCCCAUCUUUCGUCUACAAUGCGGGCCCGGCUGGAACGGGCACCAAAUCCCAACGAAUCGAUGGGAAUCUUCGCCAAAAUGCCACCGGAGGAUCACCAUAUGAGCAGCAGCAGCAGCCGGAGUCAUCACCAUCAUCACCACCACCACCAUUCGCAGCCGCUGUCACCGUCCCCGUCGCCACCGAUCACCGGGUACAGGAUUGUGGUCAGCAAUUUACACGGCAGUGUGACGCAAAAUGACAUCAAGGAACUGUUUGAAGAUAUCGGAGAUCUGCUGGAGUCGCGUCUGGUCCGCCCGGGAGUCGCCGAAGUAAUCUACCGUACCCUCAAAGACGCCGAGGAAGCCGUCGAUACUUAUCACAACCGCCAGCUGGACGGUCAACCGAUGAAGUGCUUGCUGGUUAAACCGCGAGCCUCUAACAAGCCAACCGCCCCAGCCAUCAGCUACUCGAGCUCAUCAAGAUCCCUCAAGUCCUCCUCACUCUCGUCGUCCUCGUCCGGAGCCAAGAAAUCGCACGUCGAAAUAGACAUCGACGCACUGCAUACGGUUCUGUUCAGAAGAGAUCACUAGACGGUUCCCUUUCAUGCCCUCUCUUCCCCAGACAUAACCGCACUGAUCUACAUUUACCAACACACUCAUUUUGCAUACACACGCACAGACACAGAUUUUUUCAAUGAUUUUCGUUGGUUACAAUCAAAGCCACCAUAGACAAACAGACGUAUCUACUAGAAUAUUGUAUAAGUGAAGAGCCAACCACUGGAUGUGUUAUCCGUUACUGAAUAGAUUGACAAGUGUCGUUCGUUACGCCUGUUUGUCUGUCACAACGCUAUACGUUUUAAUUUGAGCUGUUUUAUUUUUGUUAUUCAAAUACACAAGCUAGAAAAAAUACCGUUCAAUGACUGAGAAUUUCACAUACGUUUUAGUUGGAAGGUUUCGGUUCUUUCAAGCCCUCUCUCUCUCUCCCGAAUUAGACGAAGAAUCCUCCGCUCAAUGGCACAUGCGUGACAGUACAUUUAAAUAAAUUGUAACGGUCUUCUAAUAUGGGUAAGGCAAAAAUGAUGUGUAUCGUUUGAAAGAGACUUCAGUACGCUAUUAAUGAUAAGACCCUAACAGUAUCGGUAAACGAUGGAAACAAAUACCUAAUAACUAAUACUAUGCAAAAACAACAACAAUGAAUAAAAUUAUUUGAAUUUGAAAAAGUGUAAUAUGAA
Armigeres subalbatus is the source of this 2254-nucleotide messenger RNA. RefSeq names its product polymerase delta-interacting protein 3-like. Gene Ontology annotation, molecular function: mRNA binding. The record is from RefSeq and is a predicted model, not a curated record. The coding region runs from base 273 to 1613 and encodes 446 amino acids. NCBI's taxonomy places the organism in Eukaryota, Metazoa, Arthropoda, Insecta, Diptera, Culicidae. Gene Ontology annotation, cellular component: nuclear speck; nucleus. Gene Ontology annotation, biological process: poly(A)+ mRNA export from nucleus. The transcript has 4 exons.